AUGACAACACCAGGAUUUGAAGAUUCAAAAAUUCUCCACUGUGUAAUUGCUAAGGGAAAUCAAAUUCUUAGUGAAGCAACCUAUUCAUCCAAUAAAUUAGGAAAGGAUUUGAGGUUUGUGAUUGAGAGUAUGAUCAAUAGAAUACCUCCACUCGAUACAUUUAAUAUUAGUAUGUUUGAAUCAUUGCUAAUUCCCUUCCUAGUCAAGGAUGAAAUUACCAUUCUCCUACUGUGUGAUAUUAACUUUAGUAAAUAUUGUUCAAAGAAGUGUUGUGAGAGGAUACGGGAUAGAUGGUUUACUUGCUAUAAAUCUAAAGAGUCAUAUUCAAUUCCUCAUAAAGAAUUUAAGAAUUCAAUUAAGGAAGUAUUGAAUUAUUAUAAUAAUAAUCCACAGAGUGAUCAAAUUAAGAAAUGUAAAAAGAGAAUUGAAGCAAUUCAGAAUGUAAUGAUAUCGAAUAUUGAUAAAUGUAUUGUAAGAGCAGAUGAGUUGGAUUUACUAGUGGAUAAAACUGAAACUCUUUCCAAUGAAAGUAUCGAUUUUAAGAACAAGACUAGAAAAUUGGAUAAUGCAACAACGUGGGGUUUCUUUGCACCUGUAGUUGACUUUUUCUAUGAAACUUUCUAUACGGAUGAAAAGUAA
Messenger RNA from Naegleria gruberi, 639 nucleotides. RefSeq lists its product as uncharacterized. The transcript has a single exon. The record is from RefSeq and is a predicted model, not a curated record. The coding region runs from base 1 to 639 and encodes 212 amino acids. NCBI's taxonomy places the organism in Eukaryota, Heterolobosea, Eutetramitea, Acrasida, Naegleriidae.